AUGGCUACCGCAGCUCUCGCCAUGGUACACGACGCCGCCGUCGAGGUCCAGUCUGCCGAGGAGGCUCAGCGCGACUUUCUCCUCCAAGGCGUCUUCAUCCACCCCGACCACCUCGCCCAAGGCUUCUUCGCCGACGAGUGCACCGACUACUCGUCCUCGUCUGGAUCGUCGAGUUUGCUCUCGUACGACGACGAGGAGGACGUCCCCACCGACAGCUUGUCGGGCCUCGCGCUCGAGUGCACCUUCAGCUCCGCCCAGCAAGAGGAGACGCGUGACUACUUCGCCUCGCGCCAGGUCUUCACCAACGCGUCGCCCUUCGCUCCCAGCAUGCCUCUAGCAGAGACCGAGCAGCAGUCGCCAUCGUUCUCGGACGCGUUCCCUCUCGCUCCGACUUUCUCGCGCCGCUCCUCCUGCAUGUCCGUCGCGUCGGACGUCCCCAUGUCGCCCGCCAUGCCCGCAACGUUCUCGUUCGCAACGUUCGCGGCCCCGUCGUCGCGUCCCUCUACCCGUGCCCCUUCGCCCGUCCGUGUGCACCCUUACGUCCGGCCGACUGGCGCCGACAUGAUGCGGUCGGUCUCGUCGCCCGUCGAGACGCAGCGCCAGCUCGAGGAGCGCCAGCGCCGCAUGUCGACCGCCGAGAACGUCAUGGACGUCCGCGCGAUCAAGAUGGCUCGGAGCAAGUCGACCGCGUCGACCCCGACCGGCGAGGCCUUCUCCGGAGGCGCUUCGAUGGCUCACACCUCCGGCAAGCUCUUCUCGCCUCUCGCUGCGUCGUUCGGUGAGGACUGGGGCAAGACGCUCCCGCCGCGCGAGUCGGAGGCGCCGCCUCUCGUCCCCUUCCCCUACAACGUCGCCCGCCCUCCCGUCUCGCCGACACGCAACGCACGCUCGCACUCGUUCGCAGGCCGCGAGAACGUCUACAUCGCGCCUGCGCAUCACCGCAACUCGAUCCACUGCAUCCUCCCGCCCUCCGCAUCCUCCGGCGCGCCCGCUCCCUCGUCACCGACUAUGCCGCGCCACGCCCGCCGCGCCUCCCGCAUGAGCAUCGCGCCUCUCACGCCGAUCCUGCCACAGUCGCCCGAGCUCCACCCAAUCGACGAGAUGAGUUGCGCCGCGCAGGCCACGGCAGCAUACGUCCCUUCGACGGCAUCUCCGGUUCGCAACCGUCUCCAGCGCGGCAUGACCUUCUAG
Rhodotorula toruloides NP11 is the source of this 1191-nucleotide messenger RNA. RefSeq lists its product as uncharacterized. The record is from RefSeq and is a predicted model, not a curated record. NCBI's taxonomy places the organism in Eukaryota, Fungi, Basidiomycota, Microbotryomycetes, Sporidiobolales, Sporidiobolaceae. The transcript has a single exon. Bases 1 to 1191 code for a protein of 396 amino acids.